This is a messenger RNA of Thamnophis elegans (Western terrestrial garter snake), 561 nucleotides long. RefSeq names its product ribonuclease P/MRP subunit p14 (gene RPP14). The transcript has 6 exons. The record is from RefSeq and is a predicted model, not a curated record. The coding region runs from base 96 to 494 and encodes 132 amino acids. Gene Ontology annotation, cellular component: ribonuclease P complex. Gene Ontology annotation, biological process: tRNA 5'-leader removal. Lineage: Eukaryota; Metazoa; Chordata; Lepidosauria; Squamata; Natricidae.
UCUACUCGUUGCUUCCGUUCGGCCACGUGUUGGGGACGCGCGAGGAUGAGCGAUCUGCGCUGGUUGUAAGGUCUCGGGUAUGUGGGCAUCCUAAGAUGUCUGAAUUUGACGAUGAAAAUAAGGGCAUCGAACCUGCUGCUUAUGAAAGAAUAGUCCUGAAGAAUGUUUCUGAAUACCAUUAUUUGAAGAUCCAUUUGGAGUUUGAAGAAGCUGGCAUUAGUUUAAAUCCUGUUGAUUUCAAACAACUUAUCAUCUCUGCUUUGAAACGACUCCAUGGUGAGGUUGGUGCUGCAUUACCUGUUGAUGUUUUGACAUAUGAAGAAAAAACAUUGACUGCCAUACUUAGAGUAUCUAAUGCUGGCCUUGUAAAACUGUGGAGUGCUCUAUCACUGCUUGGUUCAUACCAGAACAGAAAAUGUGCCUUUAGGGUGAUACAGACUUCUCCAUUUCUUCUUGCAUUAGCUGGGAACAGCAGAGAAAUGGUGCUCGAUUAAUUAUUCAGUUGCUUAUGGUUUGUAUAACACUAUGAUGCUGAUGGCAUUGCCCAAAUGCAGAUUUUUU